Molecule: messenger RNA, 2911 nt
Organism: Brassica napus (rape)
Lineage: Eukaryota; Viridiplantae; Streptophyta; Magnoliopsida; Brassicales; Brassicaceae
Product: protein JINGUBANG-like
Exons: 1
Coding region: 1224-2612 (462 amino acids)
Molecular function (GO): protein binding
Source: RefSeq, a predicted model, not a curated record
UUCAUCUAGUAUAAAAAAAUUAAGACUAAUGAUUUUACUAUUUCGUUUUGGAUUUUUAGCUAUCCAAACACGUAAAACUCUUUCUAAUAUUUUUUUUGUUUAUAACGCUUCAUUUGAAUGUCUUUUAAAAAUUUGUAUCCAUGUAACUGUUUAGAACUUUUUUCCACCAUUUUAUUGUUAGUUGAUUAGUGAAAAUAUAUUUUGAGAAAUGCAUGGUAGAGACUAUUUAUAGAUUUUAAAAAUCUAUUUGAAUAGUCACAACUCUUCAAUUUGAAUAGUCACAACUCUUCAAUUUGAAUAGUUACAACUCUUCAAUUUGAAUAGCCACAACUCUUCAAUUUGAAUAGCCACAACUCUUCAAUUUGAAUAGUCGCAUUCUUCCAAUUUAAAAAUAGUUAUUUAAAAAAAAUACUUAUAUGAAUAGUCACAACUUUUAGACAAUUUUUAGAGAACAUACAACCUUUCAACAUUAAACUUUUAGAAAAGACACAAUUUUGUACACAUCUUUUACAAUAGUCACAACCUUUCAAUAUAAGUGGAUUCACAACCUUUGGAAUUAAUUGGGAUUGCUAUUAUUAGUAGAUAUCUUUUAUGCUUGGCUUAUGUUGUAAAUGGUAAUAAUAUCCAUCACGACUAUGUAAUAUAUUAUCGAGCUGAAAUCCUCCCUUGUAUAAACAUGAUUAAAAAGUAAUUUUCAAAGUUAAAUUUAUUUUAAUUUUUUUUGGUUGUAUAUUUAUUUCUAAAGUUAGUAUGAUUAAUUUAUAAUUAUACAGUAAACAAUUGGGGAUCAACAAUUUUUAUAGCUCAUAAUCAGUCUCAUUAUUUUGUGCACAUUGCUUCGAGACCGUCCAUUGAUACUCCAAUAAAAAAACAAAACCUUUCCUGAUAUUGAUUAGCUAGUCUUACACAUUCUUAAUACGAUCUCAUGUGUAAACUGACGCUCCCGGUAAUGUGCCGGUCACGUAUCCAGUCUGAAAGUCACGUGUCAGUAACCCACGUCGUCCGCUCACCAACUCUGUCUCUUGGGUUUCUCUAUAUAUAACCCAAUCCAACUUCCCUUCACACUCCUUUUAUUUAAAAUCUCACAAAACCAACAAGUUUUCCCAGCGAAAAAAAAAACAAUUUCGAACUUUUUUCCCUGGAAAAUUUUCCUACAACACAACCAAAUUAAAACUCAUUAAUCCUUGAAAAAAAAGUAAACCUCACAACAACUAUUAUUCAAUAUGGUUAUAGAUUCAGAAACCAGUGGUAGUCAUCACCGUAGACUCACUUUCGCCGCCUUCUUGAACACCGAUCUCUCCGCAGACGAAGAAGAAGAACAGAGCCAUGGUGCUGCUGAUGGUAUCAAUCCCAGUAGUACCAAGAACAAGAACAAUCAGCAACGUCAAAGCAAUGCGUCGACCACGAGCGGCGACUCAUCUCCAAAUCAGGUUCGGUCUCCAUGGAACCAGACUUACUCUCCGUACUACACCGACACGACAACUACACCGAUGAUGUCACCGUCUCCGUGGAACCAGACUUACUCACCUUACUACAAGUCUCCGUGGAUAUACCAGAGCCGAAACGUGGAUGAUGAUUCGGACAACGGUUUGAUCGGUACGAUCGUGAGACAAGAAGGUCAUGUCUACUCGUUAGCUGCUUCCGGAGAUCUUCUGUUCACUGGAUCCGAUUCCAAGAACAUUCGGGUCUGGAAAGAUCUCAAGGAUUUCGCCGGGUUUAAAUCAACAAGCGGUUUGGUUAAAGCGAUUGUGAUAACCGGAGAUAACCGGAUCUUCACCGGUCAUCAAGACGGUAAAAUCCGGGUUUGGAGAGGGUCUAAAAGACGAACCGGAGGUUACUCGCGAAUCGGAAGCUUACCGACUCUUAAAGAGUUUUUAACGAAGUCGGUGAAUCCCAAGAACUACGUCGAGGUUCGUCGCCGGAAAAACGUUCUUAAGAUCCGACACUACGACGCCGUUUCGUGUCUGAGCUUGAACGAGGAGCUCGGUUUACUCUACUCCGGUUCGUGGGACAAGACUCUCAAAGUCUGGAGACUCUCCGACUCUAAAUGUCUCGAAUCGAUUCAAGCUCACGACGACGCGAUCAACACCGUAGCCGCCGGGUUCGACGACUUGCUCUUCACCGGAUCCGCCGACGGGACUUUGAAAGUGUGGAAACGCGAGCUUCAAGGGAGAGGGACGAAGCAUUUUCUAGUUAACGUGCUGAUGAAGCAAGAGAGCGCCAUGACGGCGUUGGCGGUUAAUUUAACGGCGUUAGUUGUUUACUGUGGAUCUUCUGACGGUACAGUUAAUUUCUGGGAAGGGAAGAAAUAUCUUUCUCACGGCGGGACUCUCCGCGGCCACCGUCUGGCGGUGCUCUGCCUCGCCGCCGCCGGGAGUUUGGUGCUGAGCGGCGGAGCGGAUAAGAACAUUUGCGUGUGGAGGAGAAACGGCGAUGGGACACACUCGUGUCUCUCGGUGUUGAUGGACCACGUGGGACCUGUGAAGUGUUUGGCGGCGGUGGAAGAGGUGGAGGAAGACGGCGAGGGGAGAUGGAUAGUGUACAGUGGAAGCUUGGAUAAAUCGGUGAAGGUGUGGCGCGUGAAGGAGACGGCGUCUUCGGUGAUUGGCUGAGAUGGGUUGAGGAGGAGGAGAGUUACGCGCCGCCAUAGCGCGUGGAGAUACGGAGGAAUAAUCCGUGGGACAUGUGAUUCCUGCCUUAAUGGUCAAGGCAAGUUUCAUGGCCGGCAAAACUAAGUAGAUCAUACUACCAAUAGCAAACUGCCACGUCAUGAAAGUAUCUAAAAGGUUCGGAAAGUUUCUAUAGUUUAUUUGAUCUUCAUUGUAACUGCACAUAUUUGAUUCAGAAAAUGGGGAAAACAAACCUUAUAUUAUUUCAUUCAUUGUAUUAAAAUCAUUUUGUUCAUAUACUA